This is a messenger RNA of Aplosporella prunicola CBS 121167, 342 nucleotides long. RefSeq lists its product as uncharacterized. The record is from RefSeq and is a predicted model, not a curated record. Bases 1 to 342 code for a protein of 113 amino acids. Lineage: Eukaryota; Fungi; Ascomycota; Dothideomycetes; Botryosphaeriales; Aplosporellaceae. The transcript is spliced from 2 exons.
AUGCUCAGCACGCCACUCCUCACUCUCGCCACCCUCGGCGCCGUUCUCUCCACCACCGCCCUCGCGGCGCCCAGCCCGAACCCCGACGCGUCCGAUCUCACGCGCCGCGACAUCCAACCCAUUCCAGAGGGAAAGACCUGGUCAGUGUCGUAUGAGUGCGACAGCACGAACGUGGACGCCUCGGGUACAACGGCGGAUAUGGAUUCCGGAUGCAAGAAAAUUGAUGGCGGGGCGCCUGAGAUACAGAUGAACUAUGAUACGAAGUCGUACUAUCAGAUAUCGAUGCAUAUGUACGUUAAUGAUGUUGGUGUCGGAAUUGGAAAUGGACCACGUGCUAACUAA